This is a messenger RNA of Schistocerca gregaria, 3631 nucleotides long. RefSeq lists its product as uncharacterized. The transcript is spliced from 4 exons. NCBI's taxonomy places the organism in Eukaryota, Metazoa, Arthropoda, Insecta, Orthoptera, Acrididae. Bases 57 to 3110 code for a protein of 1017 amino acids. The record is from RefSeq and is a predicted model, not a curated record.
CUUUCUUCAUAACCAACCGCGGGAACUGGUAUGGUCGUACCCUCGUCACCGAAAAGAUGAGAAUAACAAUGGAAAACUAUUCACUGGAUAAUGUGGGCAUAGAGUUGAUACAAAGCUCACAAAACCGUGGAGACGAAAAUGAAUACUGCGUUUCAAGCGUUUUUGAGGACAUCAGUGAGUUAGAAACUGUUCUGGAAACACAAGGAGAACAGAGGUGCCUUGCGUCAGGGAUCUCAGCGAAUAUCAACAGCAGACAACCACAAGAUGUAACUUUGGGACGAUCCUUACCACGACAGACUGGCAUCAGGAGCAGAACAGAGACCAAAGGUGCGAGUGCGUUAACGAGCAACAGAGACAGCCUAGCCGUGCAAUCUGACGACAGCAGCGUAUACCUGAGCGCCUCGUUAGACGACGUCGAUGCGGUGCCUAAUAGCGUGACCUGCUGUCCGGAACACAACGAGAGCGCUAAGGAAGGCGAGGGCGCCCUUCAGAAAACAGACGACACUAAGGAAGCGCAGAGCUCUACAUCAAAGUGCAGUGUAACAAUUAACUUUCGCCUCACUGAGGAACAGUUCUGCUGCAGCUCACGUGAGUCCUGUGUUCACUUAAAAGUAGAAAUUGAAAAAUUUGAGGGCACGAGGAACAGGAACGCUUUUGCUCCACAGGUGAGCUGCCAGCAGCAAACGCGGAAGACAGCGCGUGAGGCGGUUCUCUCGGUCACCUCCACACUGGUGACUAGCAGCGGCAGCGCGCGGGAAGACGUUGUUAAUCUACAUCGGCCGCCGCGUUCGGAUAGGCGCGCUGAGAUGGAUGACCCAGACGAGUUUCCGGGAAGCUCAACUGUCGAAGGGCCCGAAACUCCCGAGUACAGUCCCACGGAUAGCGAAUCGUCUGAGACUUCGGACGAAGCAGACGGUACGGAAUGUGCUACGAAAAAGUCACGCAGCCACACCGAUUUAGACAGUCACUUCGCAACACCAACAGCGGAAGAAAGUGAUACAUCGGAAUCUAAGGAAGCAGUUAAAGAGAAAAUUGAAGAAAGUGGCGCUGGUCAUCUAGAAGAUAAAUCUGACUCUCCUCAAUCCUACGGUAAUGAACGGCAUUAUUUUGAAGAAAAUAGGACAAACAAAGAUGCAGAGGGAGUAGAGAUAUGUAAACAAAGUCUCAAGGAAGAUUUGGACCGAAAUUCUAUGCUAAGUGAGAUAUCGCUUGAUAGUGAAGAUAAUAGUAAGACGUCAGUAGUUUGCAAGGAUGUAUCGGACGCAACACAUCCCGAUAAGAAUUCUACGCUCAAGGUCUCCGGGAAUCAUACAACAGCCGCCGAGAAGAAUCCCAGUGUAGAAUUUACUGAAGAUGGGAAGGUGAGAGCAAACAGACAGGAGAAGGGGGAUGUGCACUCUCAAGAAAAGAACUGUAAAGACGAAGAAAAUAGUCGUUCUGGAUUUUCCUUGCAAAUAUCUCUAGAUGAGGACAGUGUGAGCUCUGACCUCCGCUCGGAGUCUCUUGACGAGCGAGUGCUUAGUACCGAAAUGCUGAGUGAUUCAGAUGAGCAAGAUUUCACAUUUCACGGGAAGGAAAGAGCAAAGAUAACAGCAAAAGGACUAGACGAUUUGCCACAAACAGAGCUCAUUGGAUCUCCCGUGGGUGGUGAAACACAAGGACAAGGAGACAUUUCGCAUUCGGACUCUGAAGUCACAUCAAGUAGCGGCACAGACCAUCAACUGAAGACACCAGUCACACAAGAACUAUCUGAAGGAAUGAAAGAUGAACUUACUGUAUCUAACGAAGAAGAAGCUAAGUUGAAAUUGCCCAAGACGUUGCAGCAUGUGAGUGAAGUCCCUAGGGGAAUAUUCGAGAGCAUCCUGUAUAAACUUUAUAAUCGGAUGAAUCAGAGGUCACCGCGAACAUGGAGGGAUAUAUCAAGAGGGCCGUGCGUGAAGCAGCUGGUGAAAGCAUUUUCCAAGGAAGCAAUGGAAUGUCCAAAGUUUCCGAAAAGCCAGUCAGUUCCGGUACAGAAAACCAAAAAACAAAUACCGAAACCAGAGUUAUUUGAAUCGUUUAGCGACAUGGACGACUCUCCCAGGAGCCAGUCUGUAAAGGUACAGAAAACUUCGGAAGAAAUUCGAGAAUCGCCGUUAUCUGAGUCGUUUAGCGACAUAGGUGAUGAAGGAUUUAAAUGCAGAUUAGAAAGUAGUACCGAUGACGAACGUUUAUCAAGCGACGAUGUUCCAAUACGGUCUUCGACACCUUCUCAAGAAGUAGUGGUGAUGGAAAUAAGAGAUGAAUUGCAAAAGCCUGAUUGUUCUAGUAAGAGAGUAAUACAACUGAUUAAGAAGUUUGGUGGCAAAGGCAGCUUUAAGAAACACAAGAGAAAUGAAGGUAAUAUCGACAAGGUAGAAGAGCUUGGUGAAACGCAGCUUGCACCGAAAGGUCCAGAUGAAGGUAACGCAGUUAAGGAUGGUACGACUGACGACAAGGCUAAAAGCGAGGCUCUCCUUGAAAAGGAGGCUGCCUGCUCUAGAAAAGGAAGCUCCGCAUGGCUAACGAAUGUCUCUGUUAAAAAUCUAGUAGCUAUAUUUUCUGAAAUAUCUAAGUCACCUGUGCCGUCUCGAAGGAGCGCCUCCCGAUCUUCAAAAAAAAGCACCACUUGGCAGAGCAGAGAGGCACUGACUAAGGCUUCUCGGACGAUGGAGACGCAGACGCCAGGUUCUGAAGCUAUCGGAAGCUGCAGCAAUGUGGUGCUGUUGGUGCAGCCGGAGUACAGCGGAACCAAUAUGCUGGGCAGAGGAUUCGAGCGGAAGCGUAGCACGCUGUCGAUGUGCCUGCCGGCCAGCGAGCUGGAGGAAUGCGAGGCGGGCGGCGGCAGGUCGGGCGCGGACGCGCUGCGGGCGUGCGCCUCUGCCACCGGGCUGCUGCUGCUCUCGACCGCGGAGCCGGUGCGCGUGCACGCGCUCUGCUCGCCGGACGACAACCACGCGGCGCUCACGCAGCUGGCGCACCUGCUGCACAUGCCCGACCGCAAGGUGCAGGUGCGCGGGCGCUCCGUGGCGCGCGACAACUCCGUCGUCAGGCAGAUGGUUGCGCAAUGGGACCGCUCCGCCUCCACCUGACCAGCCCGCACCUCGUCGCUGUCAACGAGCAUAACGUGCGCCACGCGUUGGAGCUGCCUAGGCUAUAGAUGCAUACCAGUUUCCUCUGGGCGCCAACGGUCUAAGGUUUUAAAAUCGCAGAAAAGGAACUACACUCAAGAUCAGAUCUUGUUGUGUCAUUAAUGUUUUAAACACUUCAAUUACUUACCUUCUAUGUUUCAUUUGGUUUUGUAAUCGGCGUAAUUUUUCAGUGCGACAACCUUCCAUUCUGAAAACAUGUAUUUAGUUAAGCGCACACCGUAAGUAAUCCUUUUUUUGUUACUUUGUGUUACUAGUAGAAAAAUACUACCAAAAAGAACUACGUCACAGGAUGAAAUUACUUUUUUUCCACUGAUCGAAAAAUACCUGUAAGUUCCAAUUUCUCCUUCUGAUCUACUCGAUAACUUACGCGCAUUGCAUAUCCUUGUUAUCAAGGACAUCAACUACAUCCACGUCUAAUCCUAGUGUCGUUUUAAUAAACGUUGGUCUUGUACAGCUAUCAA